AAAUUGGUUAUAAAUUAAUUUAGUGGAUGAAGAUAAGCGAAAAGAGAGGUAUAUCGGUUAAGCGGCAAGUAAUAAGGAUCAACCAUUAAUCAGGAUUAAUUAACCUCUCAAUAAAGGCCUAUAAAAGGAGAAUUAGCUGAAACAUUUGGUGAAUAUUGUUGCUGUUUGGAUGCAUGGCUGUCUAAAACAAAAAAGCAAUAAAACAAAUACAGCCUCCAUGCAAAUUGCAAUUUUCAAUAAUCAAUAAUACUUGCCAUCUCCUAGCUUUAAAUUUGUAAUUCUAGCAUCAUAUAAAUUUUUUAAAAAUUAAAGAUGGCAGAUCCAGACACUAUUAGAACAGUUGUAGGAAUUAUCGGUAAUGUCAUAUCUUUCUUCCUCUUCUUGUCCCCAGGGCCAACAUUUGUGAAAAUUUUGAAAGCAAAGUCAGUGAUGGAAUUCAAGCCAGAUCCUUAUAUAGCAACAGUUCUGAAUUGUGCAGUUUGGGUGUUUUAUGGCAUGCCAUUUGUUCACCCUGACAGUCUUCUUGUCAUCACCAUUAAUGGAUUUGGUCUUGCUAUUGAGUUGCUCUAUGUCUCAAUCUUCUUCAUCUACUCCGAUUGGUCUAAGCGCCAAAAGAUCAUAAUUGCUUUGAUUGUUGAAGCAGUCUUCAUGGCAAUCCUCAUCUUUGUUACACUAACAUUCCUCCAUGGCACCAAGGAUAGAUCAAUGCUUAUCGGAAUUGUGGCUAUAGUCUUCAAUGUCAUCAUGUACACCUCACCACUGACCGUCAUGAAGAAGGUGAUCACCACCAAGAGUGUAAAAUACAUGCCAUUUUACUUGUCACUAGCAAACUUUGCUAAUGGCAUUGUUUGGGCAUGCUAUGCACUCCUCAAAUUUGAUCCCUAUAUCCUGAUCCCCAAUGGAUUGGGUUCAUUGUCUGGAUUAGUGCAGCUGAUCCUCUUUGCAGCAUUUUACCGCACUACAAAUUGGGAUGAGGAUGAAAAAGAGGUUGAACUAAGUACUUCCAAAUCCACCAAGUCAGAUGUCUGAUAAACAAAAUUGCAGAGAUGAAACUCCCACACUGUUUUCUAAGUGUGUAUAUAUAUAUGUGGUGUGAUAAAGAGAGAAAAAGAAAAAGAAAAAGUCUACCAUUUUAACAGUAUACUCUGAUGUAUUUACCCUACAUUUUCACUUUAUUUCAUUAAAGCAAAUCAGUUAAUAUAUGCAUGAGAUCUCCUAUUGUAGACAUCUUUUUCUUAUGGCAAGAGUUGAUCAUCUCA
This is a messenger RNA of Solanum verrucosum, 1259 nucleotides long. RefSeq names its product bidirectional sugar transporter SWEET5. Gene Ontology annotation, biological process: carbohydrate transport. Gene Ontology annotation, cellular component: membrane. Gene Ontology annotation, molecular function: sugar transmembrane transporter activity. Lineage: Eukaryota; Viridiplantae; Streptophyta; Magnoliopsida; Solanales; Solanaceae. The transcript has 5 exons. The record is from RefSeq and is a predicted model, not a curated record. The coding region runs from base 313 to 1029 and encodes 238 amino acids.